Messenger RNA from Opisthocomus hoazin, 2810 nucleotides. Lineage: Eukaryota; Metazoa; Chordata; Aves; Opisthocomiformes; Opisthocomidae. The record is from RefSeq and is a predicted model, not a curated record.
UCCAGCUGCGUUGGGGUAGAGGAGCACCAUGCUGUUGACAUUGAUCUGUACCAUUGUCCCAACUGUGCAAUUCUCCAUGGACCUUCUCUAAUGAAGAAGAGGAGGAACUGGCAUAGACAUGACUAUACAGAGUUGGAUGAUGGCUCCAAACCGGUGCAGGCUGGAACACGGACCUUCAUUAAGCAGCUGCGGGCUCGCUCUUUCCCAAGUGCGGAUGAAGUAAUUUUGAAAAUGCAUGGAAGCCAGCUGACACAAAGAUACUUGGAGAAACAUGGGUUUGAUGUUCCCAUUAUGGUUCCUAAAUUAGAUGGUCUGGGGCUUAGACUUCCUCCGCCAAGUUUCUCCGUUUUAGAUGUGGAACGCUAUGUAGGUGGUGACAAAGUGAUAGAUGUAAUAGAUGUAGCAAGACAAGCAGACAGUAAAAUGAAGCUCCAUAAUUAUAUUAAAUAUUUCACAAAUCCUGACCGACCAAAAGUAUUGAAUGUGAUCAGCCUGGAAUUCUCGGACACAAAGAUGUCUGAAUUAGUGGAAGUACCAGAUAUUGCCAGAAAACUUUCAUGGGUGGAAAAUUAUUGGCCAGAUGAUUCUGUCUUCCCGAAGCCUUUUGUUCAGAAGUAUUGCUUGAUGGGUGUCCAGGACAGCUAUACUGAUUUUCAUAUCGAUUUUGGAGGAACAUCAGUUUGGUACCAUGUUCUCUGGGGUGAAAAGAUAUUCUAUUUGAUCAAGCCCACUGAUGAAAAUUUGGCUCUGUAUGAGUCUUGGAGUUCAUCUGUCACCCAGAGUGAAGUAUAUUUUGGGGACAAGGUUGACAAAUGUUACAAAUGUGUUGUGAGACAAGGACACACGUUAUUUGUUCCAACAGGAUGGAUUCAUGCUGUGCUUACAUCUCAGGAUUGUAUGGCUUUUGGAGGAAACUUUUUGCACAACCUCAAUAUCGGCAUGCAGCUCAGGUGUUAUGAGAUGGAGAAGAGGCUAAAAACCCCAGAUCUUUUCAAAUUUCCUUUCUUUGAAGCCAUCUGUUGGUUUGUGGCCAAAAACUUACUGGAAACCUUGAAAGAACUGAGGGAAGAUGGUUUCCAGCCUCCAAGCUAUUUAGUGCAAGGAGUGAAGUCUUUACUUACUGCUUUAAAAUUAUGGAUGAAAAAAGAACUUGUAACAGAACAUGCCUUUGAAAUUCCAGACAACAUUAGGCCUGGGCAUCUCAUAAAAGAGCUCUCAAAAGUGAUUCGUUCAGUAGAGGAGGAGAACAACAAACUAGUUAAAACUCAGGGAAUUCUUGGUGUGAGUUCGACUUCACGGUCUUUGCAUGAAACAACUUCCCCUCACCACUCCAGACGAAGGGUGAGGAAACUGCGAGACCAUGCUACCAAAACUCCUUCUAAUCUGGACAUCCUGGAACUCCACACCAGGGAGGUACUGAAAAGGCUGGAGAUGUCACCGUGGGAGGAGGAUACCACAAGCUCCAGACUGAACGGGAGAUUUAACAAGCCCUUUCAGCCAUCUUCUACAGUACCCGAAUGGCGAACAAAAUGCAACGAUCUUCGCCUUCUGCUAUCAAAUGGAAGAAUAAUUAGAGAUGAGAGACGUCCAUUUACAGAUCGAAGUCUUUACACAGCAGAUAGUGAAGAUGAGGAUGACAGGACAAGGUCAAAAAAGAUGACUGUUAAGGUAGAAGACCAGCCCUCAGGAUCUGAAGGAGAAGGGAAUGCAGAUGCCCAGAAACCACUGAACAUGUUCUUUGAAAGUGUGAAAUCAGAACUCAGGAAUGGAUCUUCAGAGUACUCUGAUGUUUCUGAUUCAGAAGAAUCUGAGCCUGAUUGCACUACACAGCAGAAGGAUUCCUCCACAGAGGAGUCAGAAAGCUCAGGUGAUGAGGAGAAACAGGAAGUCACAUCAAAUUUCAAAGAGGAAUCUAAGGUCGUGAGAGACCUUUGUCAAAAUACUCAGAAGCCAUCCAGAAAUGAAACUCCCACUAAAAAGGAAUGUCCUACCUCGACAAGUACAGAAGAAGAAGCUAUUCAGGGCAUGCUUUCUAUAGCAGGAUUGCACUAUACUACAUGUUUACCAGGUCAUACUCAAAGCACAGACUGCACAGAUAAAAGAACCUCUCAUCAGGAACACAGAAGCUACCCUAGGAGUCGACAUAAAGACAGACAGCCAUCUCAGAGCCACAAAACAACGGAAUGUGGUAGGCCUGUGAAGGAAGAGGAAAGAGACUUGGGGACUUCAGCAUGGGCUAGACACCUGAAUGAAGCUUCAAGGAUUACCCCUCGGGAUACAAGUAAAACUCAAAAAUAUAUCAAGAAAGAGGGUGCAUCAGAAGCCGGUCAUAAGGUUCAGGAAAACAGAAGCAUAGUCCACAACAGUGGCUUGAGUUUUCAGCAUGGCAAGUAUACACGAGACUCCAAUCUAAUUCAAGGGGAAUGUCGGCUGAGUGAUGGCAGCCUUAGCCCUGACAGGCCGUAUGGUGAAACAUCCUUGUCUGUACCACUUCAUCCAACAAAGAGGCCAGCAUCAAAUCCACCUCCUAUCAGCAACCAGGCGACAAAAGGCAAACGUCCAAAGAAAGGAAUGGCAACUGCGAAACAGCGCCUUGGGAAGAUCUUAAAGCUGAACCGGAAUGGCCAUGCACGCUUCUUUGUUUAAUGUAGCUGCUACUUCUACUACUGCUGUCUUUCCUACACAGACCAGUAUUGAGGUCAACAGAGCCUGGAGCUGCUGUUACUCCGCUGCUUGAAGCAGACUUGCAUGUACCAUAUAAAACACUGCCUGAUGAACAAAAAUGAGAGAGAAAAAGAAAAAAAAAAUAA